Molecule: messenger RNA, 936 nt
Organism: Talaromyces rugulosus
Lineage: Eukaryota; Fungi; Ascomycota; Eurotiomycetes; Eurotiales; Trichocomaceae
Exons: 1
Coding region: 1-936 (311 amino acids)
Source: RefSeq, a predicted model, not a curated record
AUGGGCUGGGUUGCGGUAGUGGGAACACUCGUUUUGACAGUCGCCAUCUUCCUCUCGUUUUCUAACAUGUGGGCGUUUAAUCUUUUCUCGCGUCGCCCCGCCGAGGCUGUCACCACACCCGACACCACCGCGCAGGAUGCGCAGUCGGAAAAAGAGCAGGAUAGGAUAGAGGAGGGAGAGACACAGUCUGAAGAGGCAGACUCGCCACAGACGACGCCGAAAGCAUCUGCAUCAACGCCGGACGUGCAGGUUCCCGCGCUGAAUUUGGAGGAACCACAGCCUGCUCAGCCUUCUCAGCCAAAAACAUCAGCAUCAUCAUCCUCGCUCAUGCCACCUCCACCGCGGAUUUCCACACAACAACAGCAACGACGACAACCCCCCAAAUUGUCUCCGCCAGGCGGCCAGUUCCUUGUCCCUCCCAAAGUCAAAUCGCUCGCGCCUUUACGUCCCCCGCCCUCGGCCGCGGCGUCGUUACGAGCACCUCCAACGGCAUCAGCAGGCAGCGGACUGACAGCAAGUACGCUAGCGCCAUCUCAGCAACGACCAUCGCGGAAAGUUGUUCUCGAGCCGGGCCACUCGCCGCUCGACUGGGCCGCUCUCGCGUCCAAUCCCCAAAAUAACCUGCGCGGCGCGGGGCUCCCUGCAGGUUUGGUUCGCGUUACGCCGUCAAUGCUAAAAGCGCACCAUGGGCGAAAAGGGGUUGAUGCAUGGACGUCAUACAAUGGAAAGGUCUACAAUAUCACGCCGUAUUCGCCGUUUCAUCCUGGUGGGAAGGGCGAGCUGAUGCGUGGAGCGGGCAAGGACUCGGAGAAGCUUUUUUUUGAGAUUCAUCCGUGGGUCAACUGGGAAGGGAUUCUCGGGGAGUGUCUGGUGGGCAUUUUGGUGUCGGAGAAUGAGGCGAUGGCAACGGCGAACGAGUUGGACGCGAUGGAUUAG